UUUUUCUCGCAGUAGUAAGAAGAAGUGGAUCUGAGUUGAUGUUGCGUAUCCUGUCUACCUACGGUUAAUACGCUGGAAACAUUAACAGCUGUUUCUCUGAGAAACUGUGGUUUAGCGGCGACGAAGAAACCACUUUUGUGUCGGCGUUGUUUGUUAAUCUUCACGGAGUUUGUCUGAGACCUCUCCUGCCCGUGGAUUAACGAAGACUCCAGUUUAAGUGUGAAACUGUGGAUUAUGCUUCUGCAUCACGUGUGAACAUUUACCUUUUGGAGGUUGCUUGUUUCCCCGUUUGUGGGUAAUGAAACUCAGUUAAGUCUGGAUACGAGUAGCAAACACUUGUUGACACAACGGACAGUUUACCGAGCAAAGCUUUGCUAACGUUAGUAGCAACAUUUAGCUAAAGAGGCUACCAACUUUCUCCAUCUCUCAGUCUAUUGGUGUCUGUUGGAUGUUGGACGAGGUGAAGUUUGUAAACUUAAGUUGCAAAACUGCGGCCCGCACGAUGUCUGGCUCCCCGGGCACAGGUGGCUCAAACCCCAGGAAGUUCAGCGAAAAGAUCGCGCUGCACAACCAGAAGCAAGCAGAGGAGACGCGGGCCUUUGAACAGCUGAUGACAGACCUCACCGUUUCAAGGGUGCAGUUUCAGAAGAUCCAGCAGCUUCGUCUAUCAUCCCAGUCACGGACGCCAUACUAUGGGGGCUCUCUGCCCAAUGUCAACCAGAUUAGCAACACCAGUACUGACUUUCAGGGUGGCUUCCCUUCAGGGUUGGACUCUGUCAGAGGGACUCGCCACCAUGGUCUGGUUGAGAGGGUCCAUAGGGACCGCAACCGUAUCAACUCUCCCCAUUGCCGACCCAUCGACAAGCACGGACGGCAGAUAGAGAGCUCUCCAUAUGGAGCAGUGUACCUGUCGCCGCCUCCAGACAACAACUGGAGAAGGGAACAGCAGCCAUGGACUGAGGAAAAGCGUCCUGGGUUUAGAUUAAUAUCUCAACUUAACAGAACCAAUUCAGACUCUGCUCUCCAUACGAGUGCUAUGAGCCCAAACCCUCAGGACCCUUUUGGCAUGAACCAGCAGAUGGGUCGAGGUCCCCCUCUGCAUAAUGGCUGGCAUGCAGAAAGUGUAAAUGAAGCGGAGAUGGAUGGCUCCAGAGAUGUCUUCUCCUUCUCCGCCCUGCCCAAUGAUGAGAGCCUAAUAAGCGUCAGUAAGCCACUUCCCAAGCAGCUGUGGGAGGCCAAGAAGGUCCAGUCUCUGGCAUCAAGGCCUAAAUCCUGUGAAGUGCCUGGAAUCACUAUAUUCCCGUCUCCGGAGCAGAACCCUGGACUGUCCCACUACCAGAGCUCGUUAAAUACCGGCGGCUCCCUGCCCGACCUCAGCAACCUGCACUUCCCCUCUCCGCUCUCCACCCCACUGGACCCUGAGGACAACACAGGGUAUCCCAACCUCAGUGGGGGCAGCAGCACUGGAAACCUGCCAGCCGCCAUGAUGCACUUGGGCAUCAGCAACACACAGGGUCUCUCCUCCUCUCUGAGCAAUCCCUCAAUUCAGGGAUCUCUCAACAACUGCCAGCUGCAGUCGUCGCUAAGCAAUCCCUCCAUCAACUCGUCCCUGCGUCUGUCCAGUAAUUCCCCCCGGCGAAGACCUGCUCCCAUCAGCCCCCUCACCCUGUCUCCUGGCGCUGAGCAGCGCAGGGGUCUGACUAAGCAGCUGUCCCCCACCAUGUCCCCCUCAUUGUCCCCCAUCACGCAGGGAGUCGCUUUGGAUACCAGCAACAUGCCAAGGGAGCCGCCCCCACCCUAUCCGCUCUACCAACAAUCCCAGCAUGCAGUGGACCAGGCCCGACAAUGUCAGCAGCAGCAGCAGCAGCCGCAGACAGUUUCUCCACUUCAGAAUAUCCAGCUGGACUUCAACACGAGCCAACACAACAAUAUGGCAGCCCUCUACAACGACCCCUUCAUGGAGCCCCAUUUCUCCAGUCGCCAGAGCAGGACUCUCUCAUAUCAGUUGGACCAAUUCAAUCUGUUGGACAGCGCCAUGAUCUCCACAGCAGCAGGCUCCUGCUUCGACCCCGCCUCCUCUUCCUCUGCUCCCUCCUCACUCUACUACUACCAGGCUGCCCCCUCAGGACUGGGUGGCAGCCAUGGCAGCCAGCAGGACCCCAUGCACAUGAGGUCCAACAUGCUAUACUCCAACUGCAGCGGAGGUCUGCCUAACAUCAUACUCACUGACGACUCCAACCCCAGUCUGUCAAAGGACAUCAGCAGCACUCUGUCCACAGUGCCUGAGUGCUUUGACUCGGAGGAAGGCUUCCCGUUAGAGGACGAGCUGCGCAUCGAGCCCCUCAGCCUGGAUGGGCUGAGCAUGCUCAGUGAUCCCAACAUGGUGCUGACGGACCCAUCUGUGGAGGCUACUUUCCGCAGCGACAGGCUCUGAAUGUAAAGAGCGUCACAGGUUUCAAGAAAA
Molecule: messenger RNA, 2464 nt
Organism: Monopterus albus (swamp eel)
Lineage: Eukaryota; Metazoa; Chordata; Actinopteri; Synbranchiformes; Synbranchidae
Gene: crtc3
Product: CREB regulated transcription coactivator 3
Biological process (GO): positive regulation of transcription by RNA polymerase II; protein homotetramerization
Cellular component (GO): cytoplasm; nucleus
Molecular function (GO): cAMP response element binding protein binding
Source: RefSeq, a predicted model, not a curated record